Tuber melanosporum (Perigord truffle) is the source of this 495-nucleotide messenger RNA. RefSeq lists its product as uncharacterized. The record is from RefSeq and is a predicted model, not a curated record. Bases 1 to 192 code for a protein of 63 amino acids. NCBI's taxonomy places the organism in Eukaryota, Fungi, Ascomycota, Pezizomycetes, Pezizales, Tuberaceae. The transcript has a single exon.
AUGCCCCUUCAAAACCUCCACACCCCGAAACCUCUUCCGGGCAAUGAACUCGGCGGAGUUGCAAAUCCUCUUCGAAACCCUACCAAUCCGCAACAAAACCCUAGUAGGAAGAUACGAAAGUAUACCCUCCAAAAGCUCCACAGGGAGCGAACUCAAGCCCACUGCCGCAGACAUAUCGAACCAAAAUACUAGUACGGUAGUCAAGUACCGGUAGUAGAGUAGUAGAAUAAACCGUACAAAUCUUAGAUACAAAAGCUCACAAUCAACGAGCCCUCCCCUCCUCUGGAGAACAUUUAUACUGCACCCCCCUUGACCCUCGGAACGGGGCUGCGGGUGCGUAGCGUAGCGGUAGUGGUGGUUGGUUGUUCGGAGCGGCGAAGACCAUCCUACCGUAUUGUGCCGGUAUAAUAAUAUAUUAUGCACCAGUUAUUUCGGCGGGGGCACAAAGUAAACAAGCAAGAUGCCAGCCAAUCGGUUACCGGUAGCUAGAACAAA